This is a messenger RNA of Fonsecaea nubica, 858 nucleotides long. RefSeq lists its product as hypothetical. Gene Ontology annotation, molecular function: protein kinase activity; ATP binding. Bases 1 to 858 code for a protein of 285 amino acids. Gene Ontology annotation, biological process: protein phosphorylation. The transcript has 2 exons. Lineage: Eukaryota; Fungi; Ascomycota; Eurotiomycetes; Chaetothyriales; Herpotrichiellaceae. The record is from RefSeq and is a predicted model, not a curated record.
AUGCACUUCGGACCUGAGCAAGACACGCCGACACUCGAGAUUCCGUACGAUGGACUUCGAUUUCUUUCAGCCUGCCUGUCAAGCGUCGUGUAUGUGAUUGACACGGAGAGGGUUCUCAAAACCUACCACGACACCGACAACAACGAGGACAUCGUUGAGCGUCGAGCGUACGCCCGUCUCGGCGAACACCCGAACAUCGCACGAUUCCUAGGCUCUACUUCAACAGGGGAUAUUGUUCUUGAACGGGGACGUGUUCUCCGAGAAGUGCUUCGUCAGCCAAACGGAGAUGUUUCGAUCCGGAGAAAGGUCCAGUGGCUGAAGGACUACGCGCACGGACUACAACACUGCCACUCCAAAGGGAUUGUGCAUGCCGAUGUUGGCUGUCACAAUGCCAUCCUGAACCCCCAUGGUCGGGUACAGCUGAUCGACUUUGCCGGCUGCAGCAUUGACGGCGCAGAAGCCAGUUACUGCUACGAGUGGUUCUCAUACCGCCGAUCCGGCCCCGUAUCUAUCGCUAGCGUUCAAACCGACAUCUUCGCCCUUGGAUGUAUGAUUUUUGAAGUGGUGACGGGCAGGCCUCCCUUCCAAGACGAGCUUGAAACGUCUCCGACUCGAACGCACAUCGUCGAAGAGCGGUACAUGAACGAUCAGUUUCCUGAUCUCCAGAACCUUCCCGCUCCGCUACGUGAGGUGACAAGGGCAUGCUGGCAUGAUACGGUUCAUUCAAUGGAAGAUGUAGCGAGAAUGCUCGAAGCGCUUGACGGACAGGGCUGCUGUGCAAAGUUGAGAGCUUGGAUCAACACGCAAGAAAGCUACGGAAUGCUGGCUUCUAUGCGCGACUGGGAAAACAACAACUGA